Molecule: messenger RNA, 962 nt
Organism: Pollicipes pollicipes
Lineage: Eukaryota; Metazoa; Arthropoda; Thecostraca; Pollicipedomorpha; Pollicipedidae
Product: SET domain-containing protein 4-like
Exons: 3
Coding region: 90-962 (290 amino acids)
Biological process (GO): peptidyl-lysine trimethylation; peptidyl-lysine monomethylation
Molecular function (GO): protein binding; protein-lysine N-methyltransferase activity
Source: RefSeq, a predicted model, not a curated record
GAACAAAAAGACUGCGCCGUAGAAGGCGUGCUGCUUGUCCGCAGAGGCCGAUUAGCGUGGCGAAAGAGCUGGUGGGGCUGACCCGGUGGAUGGCCCACCAUGAGUGGGAGGGCGCGCGCUCGCUGGUCCCGACACUGUUCCCUGCCACCGGCCGCGGUCUGAUGGCGCGCUCGGCGGUCCGGCCCGGCGCCACGCUCGUCUCUGUGCCGCGCCGCAUGCUCAUCACCUCGGCCACGGCGCUGGCGUCCGAGCUGGGGCCGCUGCUGCGCGCCGCCCGGCCGCCGCUCUCCGGUCAGCUGACGCUCACGCUGUUCCUGCUGCUGGAGCGGCGGCGCGGCGCCGACUCCGCCUGGCGGCCCUACCUGGACUCGCUGCCGGCCGCCUACACCACGCCCGCCUUCUGUCACUUCCGGCACGCCUGGUUCACGGUCAACACGCGCGCCGUGUUCUUAGAGCCGGAGCGCUCGCAGCCAGCGAUCGUCGAGGACACGUGCGCGCUGGCGCCGUUCCUCGACCUCUUCAACCACGCGCCGGACGCGACCAUGCGCUGUCGCCUCUCCCCCGGCGGCUGCUACGAGCUGGUCACUGAGGACGCGUUCGCGGCGCGCUCACAGGUCUUCAUCAACUACGGGCCGCACGACAGCCUGCGCCUGCUGCUCGAGUACGGCUUCGUGGUCCCGGACAACGAGCGGGACGCGGUUCCGCGCGCGCAGCCGGCGCCGAGCGACGCGCUGCGCGCCUGCACCGCCCUGCUGGACGAGUGGCGCCGCGUGCUGGCGUGUCAUGUGUGGGUGCUGGACUGCGCGACGUCGCGCGACGGCCGCCAGUGGACGACGUAUGGCACCCGGCUGGGCGAGACGGUCCGUCUGCAGGCGGACGAGCCGGAGAGUGACGAGGACCAGUGUGCUGCGGCGGAGCUCUCCGCUGAUGAACUGGCCGCCGAUCAACCGCGUGAAGACUGA